AAUAGUGGUACAACAGGGAAUAACCUGAUUCCUUAUAUGGUAGUGACCAGUGACCAUAAUGUAUUGUCUGUGUGUGCUUUAGUUAGAAAAGGAUCUGGUCACAGAUUAGGCUAUCUCUCUCUAUCUUUAUCUCGUGUUUGUCCUUUGCUUUCUUAUUGUGUAUCAUGGCUGGUAAAGAAGUGCCUGUUCCUCUUAUCAAACUACAGGAACAAAUUACGUGUGCCAAGUGUUUCAAUGUCUUCACUAAACCCAAGACACUCUCUUGUCUCCAUUCAUUCUGUCAGCAGUGCAUUGAGGGAUUAGCUACCAUCUCUACCUUGUCUGUGGCCUGUCCUACCUGUCAUCAACACACUGAGCUACCAGCUCAUGCUAGAGCUGCUGGCUUUUCUGUGGCACCUCAGAUUGUCGAAUUAAAGCAAAUGUAUGAUAGCCAAUCAGUCCAUGUCAAGUGUGACAUUUGCCAGGACAAUAUCAUUGCCAGUGGAUAUUGUAAGGAAUGUAACCUAUCAAUAUGCCAUCAAUGCAUUGAGAAGCAUAAGGAUUGGCCUCAUGAAAUAAAAGAGUUUGAUGAGCCUUUGAAUGAUAGGUUGCCUGUUGACAAGGAAGUGGCUUCACACUUGAAGACCAUUCUGUCUGCCAUUGGAGGAAGAAAGGCUGAGAUAAGAGAGCAAGGAGAAGCAGUGAAGAAAGAGAUAAGGUCACUCCUCAAAAGCACCAUUGAGGAUAAGUUUAUGGAAGAAAUUGAUGAGAUUGUGGCUAGGAAGCUCCAGUUGCUUGAGAAGCAGAAGGAAGAGAGUCUCAAUGCUUCAGGUAAGAUAGAGGAGUUUCAUCUGGUAGAAAAAGCUGAUAUACAGUUUAUUAGAAGCAACAAUGACUCCAUCAGUCAUCAUGUUGGUAGGAUAGUAUCUAGUGCUGGACUGGAGGAGUGUAAAGUAAAGGAGAUCACUGCCAUUAAGCAUAUACCAAAAGAUCAAGCAAUAUCAUUUGAGCUAUCAAUAGAAUCACCAGACGAUGAAAGAUCUCUUUUAGUCUUACCAGCUUCUUCUCUCUCUCUCAAUGUUGUUGUAACUCCUACUAUCACUAAGCCUUGUCAAGUUAUUAAUGCUAGAGUGAUCCCUACUGAUAAACCAGGAGUGUACCAGGUUAUAUGUACUCCUGUUAUUAGAGGACGUCAUCAAGUUAACGUGAGAGCUCUUGGCGUUCAAUUGAAACUACCUUCUUCGUUUACGAUACCUUUCAAUCCUUAUGAUGCAGCUCCCAUUCGUGUUAUACCUGGUGUUGAUAAUCCUCGUGGUAUUGCUGUUAGUGAUGACGGUCUUAUUGUAGUAUCAGAAUAUAAGCCUUGUAUUAUGAGCAUAAUGAUUAAAGAAGGAAAGAAAUUGAAAUCAUUCAGUGAGGGAGCUGCACUUGGCUUUUCAAGGAAUAAUGGCCUGGAUAUUAUGGAGGAUAGCUCUAUUCUUGUUGCUGAUACUGACAAUCACAGGAUACUGAAGAUAAGUAUGGAUGGUAAGUGUGAUCCAGUUGGUGGUAGUAGGGGUGCUGGAGAAUUACAGUUUCAGUUUCCUACUGGCGUCACUGCUUCACCAAUAAACAAACAUAUUUAUGUCGCUGAUAAAAAUAAUCAUCGUGUACAAGUUCUUAAUUAUGAUCUAAAGUUUUGUCCUGGGUUUGGUAAAUCAGGAACCGGCAAUGGAGAGUUUAACCAGCCUGUUGAUGUUGCUGUGGAUAAAGAAGGAAAUAUUUAUGUCACUGAUAGUUAUAAUCAUCGCAUUCAAAAGUUUACUCAUGAUGGCAAUUAUAUUUGUCAGUUUGGCAGUCAAGGGUCUGGUCCUGGCCAGCUUAAUUAUCCAGCAGGUAUUACAGUAGACACUACUGGUCUGGUGUUUGUUAGUGAGUGUAAUAAUCAUCGUGUCUCAAUCUUCACUAGUGAUGGCCAGUAUGUGAAUCACUUUGGAGGGAAAGGGCAAAACAAGGAUCAGUUCGAUAGUCCAUAUGUUGGAAUAACGUUUGAUAAAGAUGGCCGCCUCUAUGUUUGUGACAAUUUAAACAAUAGAAUAGUAGUUUAUUAGUGUGAACUAAUGAUGUAGUUAUGGAAUAGUCAUUGAUAUUUUCUUGUUGGUAUGAAUCUGAAUAUUUAUGUAACUAAUUCUAAUUGUCAAUCAAAA
Amphimedon queenslandica is the source of this 2165-nucleotide messenger RNA. RefSeq names its product E3 ubiquitin-protein ligase TRIM71-like. The record is from RefSeq and is a predicted model, not a curated record. Gene Ontology annotation, molecular function: protein binding; metal ion binding; ubiquitin protein ligase activity. Gene Ontology annotation, biological process: proteasome-mediated ubiquitin-dependent protein catabolic process; protein polyubiquitination. The coding region runs from base 165 to 2069 and encodes 634 amino acids. The transcript has a single exon. Lineage: Eukaryota; Metazoa; Porifera; Demospongiae; Haplosclerida; Niphatidae.